AUGAUGCUGUGGAAUGCCCUCACUCUAUUGCUGAUAGCCAUCGGCUAUGGAUUGGCUGAUACGGCCAGUCCUUCUCGUAACUCGCCAACCGUGGCCUCAAGUGCACCAGUUGCGACACAUACUGUCUCUGUCGGCGCGGAAGGACAUACUUUCUCGCCGAGUGAGGUAACUGCCGAUGUUGGAGACAUAAUUGGUACCAAAUACCCCAUCUCUCCAACUAGUAGAGACAAUAUCGUGACAAAGAAACUGGCUGACCCGACCUCAGAAUACCGAUUCUACCCACAAAAUCAUUCAGUAGUCAAAGGAGCAUUUGGGAAUCAACCAUGUGUACCCUACGAAAUGACUGGCCCGGGCAGGGUGGGGUUUUGGAGUGGAUUCAAACCAGUCCAAAUCGUAUCAAAUGAUCUUCCAUCCUAUUCGAUCAAAAUCAACGAUACUAACCCUCUAUUUUUCUAUUGCUCCGCUCCUGGUGCAUGUUUGGAGGGUAUGGUUGGGGUUAUCAACCCGAAUUCCACCUUUACUUACACCGCUCAAUUGAAUUACACCAGAAAUGCGACAGUAGCAUUGAGUCCCGGAGAGGCUUUCCCUGAAGAAACCCCAAAAUCACGACCCACUGAUAUAACUGCUGCAGCCACCGCCGGAUCCACCAAUGCAGCGCAAACUACAUCAGCCGGCUCAUCAGCCCCAAGUGGUCAUUCCAUAUCCACAGGAGCCAUUGUGGGGAUCGUGAUCGGAAGCGUCGCGGUUUGUGUUUUGGCUGGAACACUGAUCUAUAUGUGCGCGCGACAAAGAGCAACCAAAUCUAUCAUGCGGCAGUCUCAAUUACCACCGGCCCCAAUUGCCUACAACCCUUCCUCUCCCGGCGCAUCUGAAGCUCAGUAUUCUAACAUGCUGAAGACACCAGCGUCUGGUGUAUACUCACCAGUCCACGGCUACGGUAUGCCCGGGAUGGAGAGAGAGAGCUAUCGCAGCAUGAGCCCCCCAAUUGAUGAGAGGACACAAAUGAUGGGUGUGGCUGGCGCGAUGCACUAUCCCAACGAGAAGCCAUCUCCCAUGUCGCAAACUGGGAGCCCGGGUAGUCCGCAGUACCCACAGGAGAUGGACCAUGGAGCUGUUGGGAUGAGACCUUAUAAUCCCGAUGAGAUGGUUGCCACCCGUCACGAACUCCCCGCUGCCAUGGCUCCUGCACGCCACCCAAGUACUGGCGCCACACCCAUAUCUAGAUCAGACGAUACCCGACCCUUCUCAUUCGCCGAAAGCGAGAGCGGGUACAGGUCGGUCGAUGAGAAUAAUAACAAUAAUACAUCACGGUAA
Venustampulla echinocandica is the source of this 1314-nucleotide messenger RNA. RefSeq lists its product as uncharacterized. Lineage: Eukaryota; Fungi; Ascomycota; Leotiomycetes; Helotiales; Pleuroascaceae. The record is from RefSeq and is a predicted model, not a curated record. The transcript has 5 exons. Bases 1 to 1314 code for a protein of 437 amino acids.